GUGGAAUCAGUAAAAUUGAGAGUGGCAAAAUUAAUUUUGUUCCCGAAAACCGACCAGUUCGUUCUAACCCUAACUGUACCCAAACCCUUGUACCAGAAGCUAGUCAGAGUUUAUUGUAGCAAUGGAGGUCGGUGGUUACUGCUCUGUGGAGAGGGCGAUGUGGGUGUGCUCUGCUAUGGAAGCUAUGGCUUUGGAGACUGUUGGGAAGUCUCUUGCUUUCGUUCUCAUGAUGGCAGGAUCGCUGUUGGAUGAUGUUAGAUUAACUGCAACAGAUGAAAGGUUUCCUGUUGACGAGCUUCGCAAAGUGAAACGUCCUGAUCCUGAAAAUAAAGAUUCUAGUGAUACAGACGAUGACGAAGAUGAUGAAGAUGAUGACAAUGUCGAUGAUCAGGAUGAGGAUGAUGCUGGAGAUGAAGAUUUCGAUGGUGAGGAAGGGGGUGCGGAAGCUGAUCCUGAGGAUGACCCGGAGGCAAAUGAUGGUGGAGGAUCAAGUGAUGACGAUGAUGAGGACGAUGAUGACGAUGAUGGGGAUGAGGAUGAUGCUGAAGAGGAUGGUGAGGAAGACGAGGAUGAGGAUGAAGAUGAAGAAGUUCCGCAACCACCUGCAAAGAAGAGGAAGUGAAAGUAGCUUUAGGGGUUCCCUCCCAUGCUUUUUUUUUUUUUUGGUUUCUUUCCUUUUUACCACCUUAGGAGGGAGUGGUUAUUUAGCUUGUCAGUCUGCAUAGAGUAGAAAAUUACCAUUGUUGUCCGAAUGAAGCUAGUUAUUUUCACGAGAUUGUUGGUGUUGCAAAGUAUUUCAUUAUAUGCGAUUUAUGAAACAUUUUAGUUGGGUUGGGUUGUAACAGGGGGAUUUGUUGUGUGGUUCUGGAGUCUGGAACAGCAAAGCUCCCCUCUUCAAUGAAUCAUUCUCAUUCACAUGGACAA
Molecule: messenger RNA, 924 nt
Organism: Tripterygium wilfordii
Lineage: Eukaryota; Viridiplantae; Streptophyta; Magnoliopsida; Celastrales; Celastraceae
Product: phosphopantothenoylcysteine decarboxylase subunit VHS3-like
Exons: 4
Coding region: 122-622 (166 amino acids)
Source: RefSeq, a predicted model, not a curated record